AGGGUUGAAUCGCUUUUUCGAACAUGAUGAAAUCGUUGAUGCUUAUUAAACGAAAUUUUUAUUCGCGUACUAUGAUUUAUGCGUUAGGUUAGGCUUUAAAGAUUUCGAGUAGAAACGAAAGUUGAUAGAUAUUUUGUAAGAGAUAUCAAAGAGAUAAAACGAUUGAAAUAAAGCGCGCAGAUUGCAUGCGUCGUUAAAAUUCAAGUUAUAGUUUCUGGCCUUGGUAUUACAUCAGACUAAUCGAUUUAAACUCUUGAAAAGUGCAUCAUCCUUUUCGCAUGCCUCGCUGACUCAUAGACUUUACUUAAGUAGAAGAAAUUAUGUGUAAUCUCCUGACAUCGGCUAUGGAGACUAAAGUUACUAGUAAAACCAGCAGUUUAAAAGCUCUUUUGUUAAGGGCAUGGAGAGAACGUUGGAGUGAUCUACAAUGGGGUAUUAAUAUUAAAACGAUUUUACCAAGAGGUGUUAGCGGAGAUGUAUAUAAUUUAGCAGACUGUAUAUUGCAGCAGGCAUUGGUAGGACUUGGUCCAAAUCAGUUAGUACUAUCAUAUUUGAAACAUUCUCUAAGUUCUCAGUUGGUCUCCUAUGCUGCUGUACUUCAAAGAAUAAGUAAAUACGAUGCUUUUCACAAGCCACAUUGUAUUUUAAGUUUACUAGAAUUUUUAGAAUCUAUUCAGAUAGGAAUAACGUGUCGUGGUAAACCCGAAGAAGAUCUUUUGGCUGCAGCAGUGUUAUCCAUUGUGCAUUGGUUGUUACAGUGUUACUUGCACGCUUUAACGAAAAUGCCGCAGAAUAGUCCGUUAACUCCGCAACCGACCGAAUUGAUGGACAAACCUGCCAGCAUAUUGAAACAGAUGCUCAGUUCUGAUUUUCUUUGCGCCAUGAUGUACUUAGCCAAAUACGACGAUAAGGAUUUGUACGUAGAAGUCGUGAAAAAGUGUCAAGAAAUCGAAACAUUGUUAAAAACUAGUAGUUUAAAGUCUUCGGUACCGAUAGAAGACUCUCUGAAGAAGCUGUGCAAUUUGGAAAUCGAUUGCUUAACUCUGUCUCCUGAAAUGACGCAAAUGGAAUCUAUAACACACUGCCUGCAACCUUUAUUCGCGGUUCAAGUGUUGCUGAAUCCUAGCACGGAAACGGCUGUGUUUGUUAAUCAAAUGUUAAUGGUUCAAAGACUAAAAAAUUACACGAACGCGAGAUUGUACUGCGAAAUCAUUCGUGCCUGUUUGAUGUGCCUGCAUAACGUUGCAGGAACGUUCAAAGAAUCCCAGUGGGGUGCUUUCACGUUCCUGAAAGUACCUCUAAUAUUGAAAGAGCUGCAUAUGGCUCAUUCAAACGGGGAUGAUAAAUCGGAAUAUUCUCAGGACAUUUUAGAUGCGUUUGAAUUUCUGCUUCAAUUCACGCCUCUUCUUGAUAUAAUGGAUACGGCGUGUUCCUGCAAUAGCGUAGAAUGUUUACUAAAUGCUUUACAAAAAGUUAGUUUAGUCACGGAAAAACAAGCGAAACAAUUGAGCAGCAGAAGGGAGGGUGUCACAGCGAGUUUACAAAAGCUGGAGUCUUCUACGUCCACACCUUCCAUUCCAAAAGUAAUCGUUCGAGCGGAGCCAACAUUAUCCGGAAUCUUGAAAACUUUGAACGCCGAUUACACGAAAAUACACGAAGCGUUGCUGAGCAUGUUGUAUCAAGUUCUGUCUGGAAAGAGCUUUGAGCUGAUGUUGGCUGUGGCCACUGUAGAGGGAAAACUGAAAACCUUCGUUACAAAACUAAUCAAAUUCAAUGAGUGUAGCAAACAAAUAAAUGAACCUGUUCAACCAAAGACUGCCGCGACAAGAGCAAUGUUGUUCGAUGUAUCAUUCCUCAUGCUGUGUUCUAUAGUGCAAACGUAUGGAUCUGAUGCCGUGUUGGAAGAAGGGGGAGGAGACUCGUUUUUCGAGCAAUGGGUGCGCGAAUGCAUGCCUGAACGGAACCAACCAAAGUCACCCCAAAAAAUGUUACAGAACAUUGACCCUGCAAGGGUGGAUGCGUUACUGGCACAAAUCAAUUCUCCGGAUCCUGAUUUUAAAUCUAGCAAUAUUAAAUGGCACAUCGCGUGUCAAUCGGCGAUGGGUGCCGUGAAAGAGCUUCUCUGCGCGUGGGAAAGCGAUGUGCUUGGCGCUGGCGAUGUUAAGAGAGCUUUAGACGGCCUACGUGCAACUGCCUGCUGUUUGCCCGUUUGUGCGGCUGCUUGGCUAUGCGCGUAUAUGAGCAUUACUCACCAAGAUGCUCUUUUGAAACCCAUGAACAUGGUCCAACACUUUUUGACUCCUCUUCCUGGCGACGAAAUGCAGGACAACCUCAAAGAGCGAUCCAGUUUGAUGUCUCAAAUCAUUCGUAAAAUGCAGUACGAUGUACAUCCUCCGACUCAGUCGAAAACGAAAGUACUUUCGAUGUCGCAUAGCAUUAUCUCGAGGCAACCAAUACUGGAACAGUUAGAAACUGUAUGGAAAAAUAUAAAUCAACGGGGAUGGAUAAAUAUUCAGGCGACACAAUCUUUAGAAUCCUUAUUAAACACUGGUGGCUCGUUAUGGUUCGUGUCGAACAUAGUGAAGGAGGUGUUGAAGUAUCGUUAUCAGGAAGAACUGGACCAAGCCGUAGACUUAGCGUUCGCUAUUUUUCAUCUCGACAUCGAGAACUGUACAUUAGAUCUCAUCAAUCAUAUCAUUCCACAAUAUUUAUACAACUCAUUGCAAAGCGAAGAAUUAGUCGAACCACAGUCAUCGGUAUUAGCGAAGCUGUGCGUGUACUGUAUAUUUUCUACAUUAGAAUACAACAAUUCGAACCCGUGUCGCGGAAACAAUAGAAAACGAGUACGACGUGAUUUGGAUGCGGACGAGCUGGAUGCUUUGGGCGUCCCAGCAAAUAAAAUUCUGAGGCUAAACGAAGCAGGCGACUCGAAUCCUAUAUUUGGUUCCCAGAGUCCGCAAUCUCAAGGAUCAACCAAUGGCCAGAAAUCGGUGGUAUUGAGGGAUCCUCUUCUCUCUUCCUUGAACGGAUUAUUUACGAUAUUCACGUUUUUAGCUGGUAGGGACGGCGAGGUAUCACAACAAACUCAUUUUAUACUUCAAUUUUUACGUCUGAUGGUACAAUGUGGGAAAGACAGAACUCGCAUUGUAUUGCAAGGAAUGCCACAAACAUUGGUACCUUGUCUUCUCAAAGCACUGCCUGAAUUGUUCACGACUGACAUUUUAUUAAGAUUUUACGAUAUUCAGACAGCAGCUGGUAGGAAGGCAACGGCACGAGAUUUGUGCAUGCUACGAAAUAUCAAUCUGAAACCUACUAAAUAAUUAGUAAUGGCGCGUCAAAGACACGGGGCGCCUUUUUCUUUGGACGAACAAUUCUUUUUAUAGGAGGAAAACAGGUGUACACGAUAGCGAGACAUUCGAUUGUAUAAUUAUUUUAAAAUAUAUGAAUUUAAUACGAA
Molecule: messenger RNA, 3457 nt
Organism: Megachile rotundata (alfalfa leafcutting bee)
Lineage: Eukaryota; Metazoa; Arthropoda; Insecta; Hymenoptera; Megachilidae
Gene: MED24
Product: mediator complex subunit 24
Biological process (GO): positive regulation of transcription initiation by RNA polymerase II
Cellular component (GO): mediator complex
Molecular function (GO): transcription coregulator activity
Source: RefSeq, a predicted model, not a curated record